AGAUACCGAAUUCUAUACAAGCUCGGUUACGGUGGCUUCGGUACGGUGUGGAUAGCCCACGACCUUCUUGGUAAGAAGAACGUAGCUUUAAAGGUUAUGGUCUCUUGCGAUGGCGCAAAGCGCGAGUACGCCAUGCAAAACGAAAUUAUGCGGACCGUUAAGGAUACGUCUGGCCUUGUUAUAUACUAG
Molecule: messenger RNA, 189 nt
Organism: Hyaloscypha bicolor E
Lineage: Eukaryota; Fungi; Ascomycota; Leotiomycetes; Helotiales; Hyaloscyphaceae
Exons: 1
Biological process (GO): protein phosphorylation
Molecular function (GO): ATP binding; protein kinase activity
Source: RefSeq, a predicted model, not a curated record